GCUGCUACAUGAUGUUGGAGGCUUUUAUUUUGACGGGCUGCUGUAUGAUAUUCGAGGCUUUUAUUUUGACGGGCUGCUACAUGAUAUUCGAGGCUUUUAUUUUGACGGGCUGCUGUAUGAUAUUCGAGGCUUUUAUUUUGACGGGCUGCUGUAUGAUAGUCAAGGCUUUUAUUUUGACGGGCUGCUCGCGGAUAUCGGGGCCCGUGAGCGCAGAGAAGCUUCUGUCCGUCGCGAAUCUUCGCAAAUAAAAUCGAGAUCGAUAUAAAAGCAGUAAUGAUCGCGCAGCAGCGUGUUAGUGCACUUUAAACACAUCUGCAGAGCGUCACAGUGAGUCGGGUCGGGUCAUGGCGUCGGGUCCAGAGGCCGUCCACUACAUCCACCUCCACAACUCCAGCCAGUCGGUUCUGGAAGCCCUGAGAUCCCAGCGGCGUAAAGGCCUGUUCUGCGACGUCACGGUGCGCAUCCACGACGCCUCGCUGCGGGCCCACGCCUGCGUGCUAGCGGCCGGGAGCCCCUUCUUCCAGGACAAGCUCCUGCUGGGCCACUCGGAGAUCUCGGUGCCGCCGCUGGUGCCGGCGGAGACGGUGCGGCAGCUCGUGGACUUCAUGUACAGCGGCUCGCUAGUCGUGCUACACUCGCAGGCUCUCUGCAUCCUCACCGCCGCCUCCAUCCUGCAGAUCAAGACCGUCAUCGACGAGUGCACGCAGAUCAUCUCGCAGCGCCGCGGAGGCGGGGCCCCCGGCGGAGGGGCGGGGCCUAAGCAGGAGGAGGGCGGGGCCGACGGGAAGGGGCGGGAGAGCGCGGCGCUGACGGGCUACGGCUACGACUGCGCAUCGGACAUGGCGGCCGCUCUGGGAGGCGGAGCUCAAGCGGAGGGCGGCGGGCUGGAAGGGGGCGGAGUCGGUGCUCUAAUGCCCCUCAGCGAGUUAGGAGGCGGGGCUAUGUGUCGAGGGGAGGGGCUUGGUGUUGCAGGGGGCGGGGCCAUGCUGAAGCCCUCGAGCUGCUCGCAGGAGAUCAGCUACAUGUUGAGCGCGGAGCGCGGCGCGGCGAAUGAGCGCGGGCCGAUGGCGGAGGAGUACGGCGGCGUGGGGGAGGAGCUGGUGAGCGGGGUGGAGCGAUUCAGCGAAGACGACGAGAGAGACGCGCACGACGCAGACAGAGACGCCGACAGAGACAGACAGACUGCGCACACGCGCAAACAGAGGCAGCCGCUGAGACUGCAGGUGCUGGGCGGCGAGCAGGUGGUGGUGAAGAACGAGGGCGUGCAGGAAGGGGAGGGGCUGUUUGAGAUGGACGAGAGAGGAAACGCAUCACACAGCUCACACCAGCCCAGCUACGCACAGGGCGGGUUCUACGAGGACUCCGGCGUGUUCCCGGGCGGCUUCUGGUCUCAGGCGGAUCCGCAGGCGUCUCUGGGCUCGAACCCGCGUGGCCGGGUCAACAAACCACUCUCGCCGCCGCAACCAGCCUCGCAGAACCUCGGCAGCCAGAUGCUGUUCCAGUUUCCUGCCAGCGAAUCACAGAGCCAGUCCUUCUUUGUGGGCGGACCCAUGGUGAUCGACGGCUUGGCUGAUUCGUGCCAGCAGGCCCCGCCCCCUGCUCCUCUGACCCCGGCUCCGCCCCCCUCCACCCCAGCAUGCAUUGCAGGUCCGAGCUUUGCACCGCAGGGCUCCGAGACGUCCUUUGACUGCAGCCACUGCGGGAAGUCUCUGCGCUCCCGCAAGAACUACAGCAAACACAUGUUCAUACACUCCGGCCAGAAGCCGCACCAGUGCAGCAUCUGCUGGCGCUCGUUCUCUCUGCGGGACUACCUGCUGAAGCACAUGGUGGUGCACACGGGUGUGCGGGCCUUCCAGUGCUCCGUCUGCAGCAAACGCUUCACGCAGAAGAGCUCGCUGAACGUGCACAUGCGCACGCACCGCGUGGAGCGCACCUUCACCUGCGCCGUGUGCCAGCGCGCCUUCACCCACCGCACGCUGCUGGAGAGACACGCCCUGCAGCACCAGCACACGCCCAGCAAACCCAGCAAUCCCAGCAGCCACCUGGAGCAGGGCGGGCCCAGCGGGCCGGGCGGAGCCUCCUAGACCGCUUUAGCGGGAUCUUCACACAAGCAUGAAGAUCAGCCCAUGAUUUACUCUCCCUCAAGCCAUCCGAGGUGUGUAUGACACUCUUCUCUCAGACGAACGCAAUCAGAGUUAUGUCCUGGAUCUUCCAAGCUUUAUAAUGGCAGUGAAUGGUUGUAGUGCAUCUAUCCAUCAUAAAAGUGCAUCUAUCCAUCAUAAAAGUGCAUCUGUCCGUCAUAAAAGUGCAUCUGUCCAUCAUAAAAGUGCAUCUGUCCAUCAUAAAAGUGCAUCUGUCCAUCAUUAAAGUGCAUCUGUCCAUCAUUAAAGUGCAUCUGUCCAUCAUUAAAGUGCAUAUAUUCAUCAUAAAAGUACAUCUAUCCAUCAUAAAAGUGCAUCUAUCCAUCAUAAAAGUGCAUCUAUCCAUCAUAAAAGUGCAUCUAUCCAUCAUAAAAGUGCAUCUAUCCAUCAUAAAAGUACAUCUAUCCAUCAUAAAAGUGCAUCUAUCCAUCAUAAAAGUGCAUCUAUCCAUCAUAAAAGUGCAUCUAUCCAUCAUAAAAGUGCAUCUAUCCAUCAUAAAAGUGCAUCUGUCCGUCAUAAAAGUGCAUCUGUCCAUCAUAAAAGUGCAUCUGUCCAUCAUAAAAGUGUAUCUGUCCGUCAUAAAAGUGCAUCUGUCCAUCAUAAAAGUGCAUCUGUCCAUCAUAAAAGUACAUCUAUCCAUCAUAAAAGUGCAUCUGUCCAUCAUAAAAGUGCAUCUGUCCAUCAUAAAAGUGCAUCUGUCCAUCAUAAAAGUGCAUCUAUCCAUCAUAAAAGUGCAUCUAUCCAUCAUAAAAGUGCAUCUAUCCAUCAUAAAAGUACAUCUGUCCAUCAUAAAAGUACAUCUAUCCAUCAUAAAAGUGCAUCUGUCCAUCAUAAAAGUGCAUCUGUCCAUCAUAAAAGUGCAUCUGUCCAUCAUUAAAGUGCAUCUGUCCAUCAUUAAAGUGCAUCUGUCCAUCAUUAAAGUGCAUAUAUUCAUCAUAAAAGUACAUCUAUCCAUCAUAAAAGUGCAUCUAUCCAUCAUAAAAGUGCAUCUAUCCAUCAUAAAAGUGCAUCUAUCCAUCAUAAAAGUGCAUCUAUCCAUCAUAAAAGUACAUCUAUCCAUCAUAAAAGUGCAUCUAUCCAUCAUAAAAGUACAUCUAUCCAUCAUAAAAGUGCAUCUGUCCAUCAUAAAAGUACAUCUAUCCAUCAUAAAAGUGCAUCUAUCCAUCAUAAAAGUACAUCUAUCCAUCAUAAAAGUGCAUCUGUCCAUCAUAAAAGUACAUCUAUCCAUCAUAAAAGUGCAUCUAUCCAUCAUAAAAGUACAUCUAUCCAUCAUAAAAGUGCAUCUGUCCAUCAUAAAAGUGCAUCUAUCCAUCAUAAAAGUGCAUCUAUCCAUCAUAAAAGUACAUCUAUCCAUCAUAAAAGUGCAUCUAUCCAUCAUAAAAGUGCAUCUAUCCAUCAUAAAAGUACAUCUAUCCAUCAUAAAAGUGCAUCUAUCCAUCAUAAAAGUGCAUCUAUCCAUCAUAAAAGUGCAUCUAUCCAUCAUAAAAGUGCAUCUAUCCAUCAUAAAAGUACAUCUAUCAUCAUAAAAGUGCAUCUAUCCAUCAUAAAAGUGCAUCUAUCCAUCAUAAAAGUGCAUCUGUCCAUCAUAAAAGUGCAUCUGUCCAUCAUAAAAGUGCAUCUAUCCAUCAUAAAAGUGCAUCUAUCCAUCAUAAAAGUACAUCUAUCCAUCAUAAAAGUGCAUCUAUCCAUCAUAAAAGUCCAUCUGUCCAUCAUAAAAGUGCAUCUGUCCAUCAUAAAAGUGCAUCUAUCCAUCAUAAAAGUGCAUC
Rhinichthys klamathensis goyatoka is the source of this 3907-nucleotide messenger RNA. RefSeq names its product zinc finger and BTB domain containing 45 (gene zbtb45). The record is from RefSeq and is a predicted model, not a curated record. Lineage: Eukaryota; Metazoa; Chordata; Actinopteri; Cypriniformes; Leuciscidae. Gene Ontology annotation, biological process: regulation of cytokine production; regulation of immune system process; negative regulation of transcription by RNA polymerase II. Gene Ontology annotation, cellular component: nucleus. Gene Ontology annotation, molecular function: RNA polymerase II cis-regulatory region sequence-specific DNA binding; protein binding; DNA-binding transcription factor activity, RNA polymerase II-specific. Bases 345 to 2084 code for a protein of 579 amino acids. The transcript has 6 exons.